AUGGACGAAGAUAUUGACAUGGAUGCUCCUCAAAUCUCUACCCUCCGUGAAGAAGCCACUCCACCACCUCCUAAAGUCAAUACCACCAGGCGAAUAAAGCUGUUGAUUAGCAAGCCCAGUACUCCUUCGACCGCUCCGCCGGCACGCCAACAACAGCCGCAGGUUCAACGGUCUAUCCUUGGUGACGACGACGAAGAGGACGAAGAGGACGAUCAGGAGGAUCAGCUCAUUGAUGAUGACGACCCCAUUCGACCCUCAGAUCUUCCUCCACCGCCUCGUCCAGCUGUCGAGUCUUCAUCGGGGUCACCUCCAAAGAAAAAAGCACCUCCAAAGAGAAAACCCAGGAAAAAUGAUAAACGCCCACCGGAAGAGGGAAGAUUGAAAGAGAAAGUCAUGCAGCAACCCGGUGCGCCGAAUCUUGCGCCUACAUUGUUAUGGUUUGAGGCCAACCCUUCCAAUUUGAAUAAUUCGGAAUCACACGAUGCAGGAUUACCUUCUUCUGAAGGAGGGCAGAUUACAAUGCUAGGCCCUGACCAGCCGCUGUCGUUAAAGAUUAGCGGAAAGAAAAAGGCACCGGCGAAGAAGGCAUCUACUCAGAAGAAGCAGCAGACCAAGACGUCUAGUGCGGCGGUGGCUUCGACGUCUGCUUCUGCUCCCCCUGCUACCAUAAAAACAACGAAAAUCAAGCUUCUACCUCCGCCUAUGCCUGAAGAUACAGGUAUAUUAUCCGAAGGAAUGACUGGGACAGCGGCCUCUUCCCCGGUAGCCGGACACUUCGACGAUGUAGAGGAGACACCAGAUCCCGAACCACUAGCACCCAUACCUCCCGCCGUCCAAAAUUCUGUAACAGAAGAGAUGAAUUUAGAAGGCGUUCCGAUUCCCGUUUACCCUCUCCCAACAAAACCAUUCCCUGUCCUUCCUCCACCCAAAGUCGGUUCAGGCUUCGCACCCAACAUCAUUCUUGAUCGAAGUGGUACUAAAGUCCGACAUUGGCGCGUCGCGAAACGCGAAAUCCGUGGUAUCGGAGGUGGAAGGUGGUUUGCUCAAGGUUGGGUAGGCGAGAAGGAUUCGGCGUUUGCCAGUCAGGCGGAGGCGCAUCCAGAGCUGAGGAAGUCCAUCGGUGAUUCGCCUUCGCAUGUUGGGCCUUUGAAGAUGUCUUCGGUAUCGGCACCAGUCGCUGUGAGGGGAAAGGGCAAAGGGAAGGGAUCAUCCUUGUCCACUUCCGCUGCUCCGUCAAGGUCAGAGUCACAGGCUCCGGAAGCUGGAAUGGGAGGUAGUAUCAGUGUUCAUGCACCUUCCAAAAUGCGAAUCUCGCAGGUGCCGAUUCCGAUAGGUCCAUCUUCGGAGGCCGGAGAUUCGGAUAUGAUGGGACCCCUAGACUCUUAG
Molecule: messenger RNA, 1386 nt
Organism: Lentinula edodes (shiitake mushroom)
Lineage: Eukaryota; Fungi; Basidiomycota; Agaricomycetes; Agaricales; Omphalotaceae
Exons: 3
Coding region: 1-1386 (461 amino acids)
Source: RefSeq, a predicted model, not a curated record